Molecule: messenger RNA, 1307 nt
Organism: Cannabis sativa
Lineage: Eukaryota; Viridiplantae; Streptophyta; Magnoliopsida; Rosales; Cannabaceae
Product: DNA-directed RNA polymerase III subunit rpc4
Exons: 11
Coding region: 190-1089 (299 amino acids)
Biological process (GO): transcription by RNA polymerase III
Cellular component (GO): RNA polymerase III complex
Molecular function (GO): DNA binding
Source: RefSeq, a predicted model, not a curated record
AAGCCAUAGUCAGCUUAAGUUCAUUACUUCACCCAGCCUCUCUCUCUCUCUCUCUCUCUUACUUCUGUGACUAACUCAUCACCGGUGCCCUAACCUCCUUCACUGCUGAACGGAGAGAACGAAUACCGUUUGCCUUCAUUACCACCUGCGCUUCACUCAUUGCUACUCACAGAUUUUUGUCUCAGUCCUAUGGAUCCAUCGAUUCUCAAUAGCGAAGCUGCUGCCCCCAGAAAGAGGAGAUUCAUACCAAAAGCACCCCCUCGCCGGGUACCAAAACCUGAAGUUAAAACCGAAGUAGUCGAGGACUCUGAUGCUGACCAGGCUAGGGAUUUGUUGAGACGUUUCAAUGAAAAUUCAACCAGGGCAAGGCCUAAAGUUGAAAAGAAAGUGACAGCUUCGCGAAUUGCAUUUGGUUAUGGUGGUGCAUCAACUACCAUUAAAUCAUAUGGUGCUCCUAGGGGUGGUAGUAAUAGUCAUCAAGGUUCAGCUUCCAGUGGUGGGGCAUUUCCGCCGGGUAAUAUAGAGGAGAAAGAGUACAAAGAGCCAUGGGACUACUACAGCUAUUACCCUGCAACUCUUCCUUUGAGGAGGCCGUAUUCUGGAAAUCCCGAAUUUCUUGAUGAGGAGGAAUUUGGGGAAGAUCCUGAAACUAUUCACUAUGAAGAAAGAUUAGAAAGAUCAGCAAUGGAACUUGGUCUAAUGGAGGAGAAUCCAGAAACUAGUAUGCUCUUUCUUCAGUUGCCACCAACUAUGCCUCUGAUGAAACAAUUAGUUACCAAUGAUGGCCAACCAGUAAACGAAAGCUCACGGGCACCUAUGGCUGCGAACACUGUCAAGAAGUGUUGUGCAUUGAACGAGAUACCUGCAGGCUUGGUGGGUAAAUUGCUUGUAUACAGAAGUGGUGCCAUCAAGCUAAAGAUUGGUGAUACUCUUUAUGAUGUCUCCUCAGGUAUGGAUUGUGUGUUUUCUCAGGAUGUUGUGGCUAUCAAUCACGCGGAGAAGCACUGCUGCAUUGUUGGGGAGCUCAACAAGCGAGCCGUUGUAACCCCUGACAUAAAAUCCAUUUUAGAUAGUAUAGAAGAUUUGUGAUUGUUGUUGAUCAUUUCCAACACAAUUUUGAUUUAUAGAUGAUUUAUUCAUAAGUUUUCUUUUAAAUGAAAAAUAUAGGAAUUCAAAUAACUUGAGCUUUCAUUUCGUUUGAAAGAGAGAAUAUAGAUGAGAGAUUCCAAUGUAAAGCCCAAAUGGUUUUCAUUCAAAAUGUAUUUGCUGGUCAAAUUUAUUCCAUUAUUUAUGUCCUUUUUAGUAAA